AUGGUUUGGGUCAAUGGAUGUCCCAAAUUUCUGAUAGAUAUACCGAUAAAUGAAGAUAUAAUUGAUAUAGCCCAUAUUUAUCAUACCCCGUUACUAACUGUACUUACAAAAUCCGGUGUAUUUGUUUUCCAUCAACAUACUUUACUUCCCUUAGCUUCUCAUGUACGAAACACCCAGUCCAUUGAAACCAAUGGGUAUAAUGUUCAAAUGAAAACAAAACAUGUAAGUGUGAAUACUGCUAAACUUCAGAAAUUAAGUAUUGUCAAUUUAUUUAUCCAAUCAGAAAACAAUUUUUUGAUCAUAUAUCAAAUUUCCAUUAAUUAUUCUGGAUCAUUAUAUGAAAUACAUAAUAAGAAUGAUGAAUUAAUACAAAAUGGCUUACCAUUAAGUUCUACAUCACUGGGGUUGUUUUCCGUGACAGAUUUUUUCAAAUCAGCGACUAAAUCAAUUAUUCAUGGAACUGAAGAAGUUUCAGUAAAUUUAGAAAAUAUUGAAAAUAUUAAUAAUGGAACUAUUGAAGAUGAAAUAGGAGGAUUUGAAAUUGAACCGAUUAAAUUAUCAAUUUUUAAAAUAUUGAAAAUUGGAAUUGGAUUACAAGAUUUUUGGUUACAAGAAAAUUCUCAUACUUUAUAUAUUUUCAAUAAUCAGGAUGAAAAAACUCCUGAUAAUGAAGAUGAUUUUUUCCAAGUAAUAAAUGUAUUAAAUUUUAAAAAUAAAUUAUUUAGUUUACUGGAAUUCACUUGGUAUGAUUCAAAUAGUCGAAUAAAGUAUAUCACAUAUAAUGAAUAUUUUAAUUAUUUUAUAUUUGUCAACAAAAAGAAUGAAAUUUGGAUUAUGUAUUUAGAAAAUAAUCAAGAUAUGGGAUAUAAAAUAGGUACAGGAGACAUUGACAAUAUUUCAUUUAAUCCACAAUGUAAUUUAUUAAUUGCCAAAGAAAAUAAUAAUAAUAAUAAUAAUAAUAACACCAGUGGUAAUAGUACUUUGAAUACAUAUAUGUUGAAGAAAAAGAGUUUACAAUUUCUUAAAAAUUUGAAUCUUAAUGGUGAGAUUAAAUGGUCACCCUGUGGUCAAUUUUUCACAUUAUUAGAAGAAUCUGGUAGUUGGAAAUUAUUAUCAAAAUUUGGCAGUAUAUCGUUUGAUUCACAAGAAAUUUUGAAUGAAUUUGAUGAACUGAAUGAUGCCAAUCGAGAAUUUUUAAAGGCAAAAACUAUCGUGAUAUCAGAAAAUGCAUCAAUUUUAUAUGUGGUGACCGAUAAAAAAAUAUUCUAUACCCCAUUAAUGAGAUCAAAUGGAGGAUUACUAUAUGAUCAUGAAUAUAUAAGUGUGAUUCAAAGUGAUAAACGUUUAUUAAGAUUCCCUAUACUUGCCAAAUAUAAAAAAAUUAUACUAAAUAGAGGAUAUUUCAAUGGUAAAAUCAAUAAAAAUAGAAAUUUAAACAAUCAAAUCGGGGAACUAUGUUUAGAUAAAAAUCGUCAUAAUCAAUUAUCAAUUUCAUUUGGUGAUUAUCUUGCUAUUUCCACUCCUUAUUCACAAGGAGAUCUGAUUUAUCAUAUUCUUUGGUUUAAUUUCAAGAAUUUUUUCGCUGAAUCUUUGAAUAUUAUUCAUCAUUUUUGGUUUCAAGAUUUUCUUAUUGUUGUCAAUAGACGAUCAAGACAUACAUUUGAAGAGAAUGAAGAUGAAGAAAACGAAGAUAAUGGUGAUUAUUUAGUAGAUGAAUUUAUGGUUUUAGAUGCCUCGAAAACAAAAUAUGGAAUGGGUGGUGAAGAAAUUUCAUUUACUAGUGAUUCACUUAUGUGGAAAUAUGAUUUCAAAAGUACAUUUAUCGAUAUUAAUUUAUCGGAACCAACUAAAGGGAAAGGUCAAGUUGUUAUUCUUACUUCUGAUCAUCGAUUAAUUGUUCUUGAUUUAUCAACUAAUAGACUUAUUAAAUCUGAUACCGAUAUAAAACAUUAUAAAAUAUUCAUAUCGGUGAAUAAAACCGUCAAUUUAUCGAGUAUUAAUACCAAAAUUGAAUUAAAUGAAGUGGUUCAAACCAGUAUGAUUAAUAAUAGACAUUUCUUAUUUUUACUUUCCACGGGUGAUAUUUAUCUUUUGAAAAAUCAACAAUCUCGAACAACAUCAAUAAGAACUAAUCCAGUGGAAUCCAUGAAACCUAGUAAUAUAUAUGAUUUAGUGAAAUUGCAUUCAAACAUUGAAUUUUUUAAAUUUAAAACAAUUAAAUUUGAAAAUGAAAUUGAAUUUAUUUAUUUAUUUAAUGGACAAGAAAUUCUUGUUUAUGAAGUUUCUGAAUUGAUUGAAAAAUCUUAUGAUAAUAAUAAUAAUAAUAAUAAUGAUAAUAAUGAUAAUGGUAGUAUAAAUAAACCUGAAGAUGUAUUAGAAUUUGAAGAAGAAAUGGGGAAAUUAUUACCCAUUUGUAUUCAUACUGAUGGAAUGCAACCAUUUGAAUUUGAUGCUAUUUUCAAUCAUAAAUCAUUAGAUUUAAUUGGAUUAAACACUUUAGCAAUUAAUAAACCAAAAUCAGGUGGGUUAUUCAUUAGAAAUACCAUUUCUCGUAAACUUAUAUUAAAUAAUUUCAUUGAAUUUGAUCUAUUACAUAAAGGUGAUUUAGAGAGUUCAUUUAAAAAAUAUGCAAAUUUCCAGAAUUUCCAUUAUUGUCUUGAAUUACUUUUAUUUAAACAUCUUACUAAUGAUGAUUAUUUACCAUUAAAACGAUUAUUUCAAUUGAUUGAAUUUACUGAAAAUUCUGAAGGUAUUUAUAUCAAUUGUUUAAGAAAAAUUGAGAUUGGAUAUUGGCAUAGAUUUUUCAAUGCUUUAGAAACGACUCCAGAGAAAUUUAUGAAAAGAUUGAUUGCCAUUGAUAAUGUUGAAUUAUGUUAUAAUUAUUUAAUUAUUUAUCUUAAUUAUAAAAAUGAAGGUGAUACAGAAACUGAUGAAUUAAAUGAUCAUGAUAAACAAGUGAUUUUGAAAAUCAUUAAAAUGUUAGAAUCUUCUUCUAAAUGGGAUUGGUGUUUUGAAUUAUGUAGGUUUAUUAAGAUAUUAGAACCAUCAGGUGAUUUUCUUAGACAAGUCAAAAAAGAACUUGAAUGA
Molecule: messenger RNA, 3087 nt
Organism: Candida dubliniensis CD36
Lineage: Eukaryota; Fungi; Ascomycota; Pichiomycetes; Serinales; Debaryomycetaceae
Gene: RIC1
Product: Ric1p
Exons: 1
Coding region: 1-3087 (1028 amino acids)
Biological process (GO): intracellular protein transport; retrograde transport, endosome to Golgi
Cellular component (GO): Ric1-Rgp1 guanyl-nucleotide exchange factor complex; Golgi membrane; cytosol
Source: RefSeq, a predicted model, not a curated record